AAAAAAAUAAAAAAAAAAAAAAUUUCUUAAUUUUUUUUUUUGAAAAAAAAAAUGCUAUCAUUAAUAAAUAAUAUGAAUAAGACACCACAAGAAAUACGUUGGAAACCCAAAGAUCUCGCUCGCAUCUUAUAUUACAUUAAUGAUCAUUUUGAUGAAUGGUAUAAUGAUAAUUAUAACUUUUGUGUCAAAGCAAAAGAAAAUACCGGCGUUAUUUGGGACGCUAGAUCAAUUUAUAAUAUGGUUCAUACCCUGUUUAAGGUCACAGAAGAUUAUCUUAAGGUAGGUACUAAGUCAACAACAUGCACCAUUAUCUGGGAAAAUAGAGAAAUCUACGAUUUGAUGAAACAAAUUUACAUGAGGACUAAUAAAAGAAUGAAAGAAAGCAAUCAAAGAGUUACAAGAGGCCAUAAGAACGACGGUCACAUUUUAAAUUCUGACCAAAUUACAAUUGAAGCACUAAUGGACAGGCCCUGUUUGAUCGAGGAGAUUUUUCAUCUUUGUGAUGAAAAAAUUCAAAAAGUUGUCAAUUCGGCGGCAAAAUCGAUAGAAAAUGCUGAAGCUGAAUAUAAUGAACGAAUCAAUCAAAUUACUCGAUAUCGGUCUGAACUUAUAAAAAGGAUUAGUGAAACUAAUAAGAUGUGUGAAGAGUUCAGAAAGUUUUAGUGUUCUUAUAUUAUAGGCUGAAGCAUAGUGUCUUUGAAAUUUUAAUUUUCAUAAUGGAUUAGUCCAUACAAAUUUAACAAAAUAAGUUUGGUGUUCCUAUAGAUAUUUCACAAAUUUAUUUAAUUAAAAAUUAACUUAAAAUUCUUCGUUCUUUUAAUCUUUAAAAUUUAGACUUUAAUAAAAAUAUUCUUUUUUUUUUUUGU
Molecule: messenger RNA, 866 nt
Organism: Rhizophagus irregularis DAOM 181602=DAOM 197198
Lineage: Eukaryota; Fungi; Glomeromycota; Glomeromycetes; Glomerales; Glomeraceae
Source: RefSeq, a predicted model, not a curated record